Molecule: messenger RNA, 1572 nt
Organism: Spodoptera exigua (beet armyworm)
Lineage: Eukaryota; Metazoa; Arthropoda; Insecta; Lepidoptera; Noctuidae
Source: the annotation of a GenBank genome assembly
AUGUCUAAAGAAUGUCAUAAGGCUGCUACUACCGGAGGUAAGGGAAAUCGGGGGAUGUUUAUCGAACGGGACCCAAAGGUAUUCGCUGCUGGUAUUCCAACGGCUCAGGCGAAUGAUACAGUGAAAGAUGCUUUAGAACAUUAUCUGUUAAAAGAUGAAGUGGACGCUUUAAUAAGUGAUGCAAUCGUACCAGCACCCAAACCGCGUCCUCUUCCACCCUUACGUCAUCCAAUACCCUUAGAUAAACGGCAUGGAGGCCUUUGUGGGCAAGUUAAUUAUCUUGUUAAUCCACCCACUAAAACGAAAUUUCAAAGCUUAGCAGAUGAUUUCAAAGAAACAUCAUAUACAUCCUACUGGAACAAAGCAGUUGGAAAAGUGAAAGAUCCAGUUCCGAUGUUUCCGGCAGGUUUUGAUAUACAAGGAACAACAUAUGGCAAAAAAUUGAACACGAAUGAGCGACUUUACGAUUUUUUAUUCCCAAUCGAACCAAUACCAGAUAAAACACCUCAUUCAAAAGAAGCUGGUGUGCAGAAGGAUCAUAAAUAUUGUGCACCCCCGUUUGACAAAGAUUUAACGUACGGGCACCGUACAGGUGUAGACAAACGUGGUACAUAUGCUCGGUGUUGUCUUACUGAUGAUGCAAUUAUGAACGGUACAGCGCACAGGUUUAUAAUCAACUCAAUCGAAACAAAUUACUUAGACACUCAUAAUUCAAGAAUGGGUCAGGUACUAGCUCCUAACAAAAACAUUACAGCAGUUCCUAAAGAUUACGCUUUCGGUAAGCUGUCCCGUCCUGAUAAUUUACCACAAUGUCUUACUUUCUGCGAGAUAAACCAAGGAUUACAAUUUUUUAGGACGUGCUUUAAGCAUUUGAAUACCGUCCGAAAGGGCUUAUCUACACGGUUACUACCAAAUUUCUAUCGCAAGUUUUACUUGGAACUUAAAUAUUUUGAUGAAGAAAAGUUGGGUUGGCUAUCAAAAGAAACAGUAUAUAGAUUAUGUGGGACCCAUCUAAUACGAUUCGAUCCUAAUUUGAUAGAGCCGCUUUUAUCAACAUGGGGAGCAUUCGACGGCUCUAAAAUUAAAUAUAGCACAUUUGUUCAUGUCUUUAAUUAUAGAGAACCUCUUCCUGAUGUCCCUAAAAUAGCUGAUGUAUCGGACGACUGCCUUGACUUUCGAACUACUUAUUCUGAAAUGGUUAAACCAGGACAGCCACCAAAUACUAGCCCAAUGGCUGGUUUACCCUCAGGGCGAUAUUUCGAUUUAAACUACCCCAUAACACCUGAAAGGAUGUGUAAAGCAGACAUAAGUUGUCUUCCACAAGAGUCUGAUGCUAAAUCGUGUUUGUCGCCAAGCGUGUUGUCACAGUUCUUUGUCUCGCAUCGUGAUAUGUUCCAGAAAAGAGAACCAGACGUCGUUAGAAGAGUUUUUGAGGCAGCUGGAGAAAAAUUUACAGAUGAAAGUUUCAAUAGAAUUUGGGGAGAAGCUAAGAAACAUCAUUCUGAAGGUUGGGUCUGUUUCGAGACAUUUAGACAGGCAAUGAGAAAUGAUUCCGAGAACGAGAUUAAAUGA